AAUAAGUGAUUAUCAUUAUAAUCUUCAGAAGCACGCAUGUACAACUAAGUAAUGUCCCUGAUAAAUGGGCAAGAAGUAUAACUGAUGAUAUUAGUGAUGGGAACACAUCAAAUAUGAUUUGCGUCACACGUAGAAGUGCUGGACUGCCUUUCUUGCUUCAGGCUCUUUUAGGUUCUGCAAAAUUUCCACAAGGCCAAGAAUGUCUUAACUACAUUGUAAAAUCACUUUUUAAACUUGUUGAAAGUAUUACAUUGAAUGGGAGUGAUGUUGCUGUUCCUUCAGAUAGCACGAUUCAUGCACUAAACAUAUUAAGAGGUUUAGUAAAAGAUGCUUCACUUGGAGAUGAGAUGCUCCCAUAUUUAUCAACUUGUUUAAAAGUUGCAAUUGUUGGUUUUACUUCCAAUAAUUGGCAAAUCAGGAAUGCAUCAACUUUGUUAUUUUCAUCCAUCAUUAUCCGUGUGUUUGGUGUCAUGAAAAACUUUGAGAGUUCAGACAAAAAUCGAUUAUCAAGUUACGAGUUUUUCACUCGAAUGCCAGAGCUUCACCAAUUCUUUCUUCAACGUUUAGAAGAAAUCACAAAAAGUGACGAUCUUCCCAAACACACUGGUCUUUAUCCUUUGCUACUUGUUUUAUCAAGGCUAUAUCCAACUGCAACCCGUACAAAUUCAAGAUUAAACAAAUACAUUCCAUUAAUUGUUAGAUGCAGACAAAGCCCCAUUUACAAGUGCAGGGUAAUGGCAGCAAAUGCAUUACUUAGUGUGUUACCUCAACAUGAAUACCGCAAAGUCAUAUCCCAAUUAUUUAUUUCAUUGAAGAAAGCUGUAAUUUCACGAAACAGUUUACAUGGAACGCUAAUUCAGCUGAAAGCUCUGAUUAGUUCUAAAAACUGUUCAAACACAUUUCCAAACAUAUGUUCUCAACUUAUUUGUGAAGAAAUUACAGAACAGAUAAAAUCCAGCAAGUGUAUGGUUGUGUAUGCAUCUUACAUUGAUUUGAUAAUCGAUGUAUUUUUAUUGAACAACCCAUUAUCUGAAGAUUUUCAACCAAGAGUUAAGGAAACUUUACUGUGUUUCAUUAUAGAUUGUUUACAAUAUCUAAAACAAACUUGUACUUUGACACCAGGAUCUACUAUGUUUUAUACUUCUUUUGCUAAACUGCUUGUUUAUGCUCAGUUAAGCGGUAUAUUUACUGAUGGAAUUAAGACUUGUCUACAGAGUAAUGUACUAGAAACAAAAUGCACUGCACUAAAACUAUUGAGUGAAUUACCUCAAAGCACAAAAGUUUCAUGGGAUGAGUUGGUAGCAGCGUUAGUUGACAUGGCAAUCCACCAAAUCGAUCUUUCUUGUUUGGAAAAGAUUUUUGUUUUGUGUUUUCAACGUAUAUCUCAAUCAAACUAUGAAGAAAUAUUGAAGGUAUCUAUCCAAUGUGCAAGAUCUGUUUCACCACUUAAUCGUGAACUAUAUGGAGCAUUUAUAAUGUGUAAAGCUGCUUGUGCAAAACAUGUUAUUAUUGCUAAUGCACAGAACAUUGUAUUAAAACAAGGUUAUCUAUCUGAAUGUUUGGAUCAAAUGUAUGAAGGUAUUUUAUCGAAUUUGGACAACAGUGACUUCAGAUAUGUUGUUGUUAAUGCUUUUCUUCAUCUGCAAAGUGUUUUGGAAAUUUACAUUCCAUUUAUUACAAUUAAAGCUUGGAAAUUAUUUCUCCUACUGCUAGUUGAUGAAGUUGCAGAUAUUCGACAACUUGCUGCUUCAAUUGUGCUCACCAAUAAGGUUGCAACUACCCAAACUAGCAACUAUGCAAAUCAACGUUGUGUGGAACCACUUUUCAUGGAGAAAAUUUUAGAACAUUUGGUUUCUUUAUAUGGAGAACAAUACCCACAACUCUGUCGUGAAGUUUGCAGCUUCCUAAAAGAUCUACAAAGAAUAUUUGUGGCUUCACCAACGAAGCAAGGAGAUUCCUUAGUAUUCGAUCCAUCUGCCACAAAUUCUUACUAUGAGGCACAUGUAACCACUGAACAAGCCAAUCGUGUGUUAAGAUUGCUGGAAUCUUUGUAGUCAGAUUUAUGAUUUUUUAUUUGAAAUGUAGCUGUAUUUUAUAGGGCAGUUUUAAUAUAGUAGGGUGGGGGAAGAUGAAACACCUUUUCAUUCUAUAUGCUGGUCACAUUUGGUAGUAAACAUAGAACAUUCAAAGAAUUAUAAACCGUAACUUCACGGCUUCCAUAGAUCUUUGUUAAUUUUCCCCCAACCUACUAUGUGUGUUUAUUAUGAUUUUUUUAACUUAGGUUAAAUAAGUGGGUCCAAAACAUGUAUAAAAAUAAAACGGUGGUUAACAAAAAAACAGGUGCUUUGUAGAUUCUGUUGUGGUUUGUAUUCCCAAUUUUUUAAGAUUGUUUUAUUGUAUGUCACACUGUAUUUAGUCUGUCGGCAUUAGUACCGAAAGAUACACAUUACGUUCGUUUCCAUCUUCGAACAUCACAA
Ciona intestinalis (vase tunicate) is the source of this 2477-nucleotide messenger RNA. NCBI's taxonomy places the organism in Eukaryota, Metazoa, Chordata, Ascidiacea, Phlebobranchia, Cionidae. The record is from RefSeq and is a predicted model, not a curated record.